AUGGAGUCUACGCCGCGCACAUACAUGCUGGACCUCGACGUGGACGUCAUGCUGCUCAUCCUGGCGCACCUUUCGUCCGGGGAUGCCCUCCGAUUAGCCGCGGCCGCGCGCGCGUUGCGCCCCAUCGCGCUCGCCCGUGCCUACUCCGACGUGACGCUCACGCGGGCGGCCCAAACCGCAGCCUUCUGCGCGCACAUGCUCGCGGACACGCCCCGCCGCCCGUGCUCCAUGCGGAGGCUCGACAUCCGGCACCGCGCGGCCGAGGACGAGGCCUACAGCUGGAACGCGCGCCGCGGGCGGAAGCUGCUGCGCGCGCUGGCGGCGCUCAUCCGGGAUGCCCGCGAGCUGCGUGCGCUGGCGCUCCCCGCCGCAGAGAUGCUGCUGCUCACGGAGCCGCACGUCGGGGCUGCCGUGGCCUCGCUGCCGCGCCUGGCGCGCCUGCAUCUCGAGAAGGCGGGCAGCAGCGCCCUGGGCAUGCUGCGUGCCGCGCAGGGCCGCGUGGAGGAUCUUCGCAUCGCGUCGAUGAUCAAGGUUGUUCCCGCGCGCGAGGUGCUCAGCGGCGUUGCGGCGUUGUCGUACCUGCGGACCCUCCACCUUCAUUGUCCGGAUGCGUGGAUGAACGCGUCUCGCGAGGUGCUCAGCGGCAUUGCGUCGUUGCCCCACCUGCAAACCCUCUAUCUUUAUUGGCCGUUUAAGUGGACGGACGUGUUGACGACAGAGACGGCCUCCCUUCCUUCUUCCCUCUCCCUCCGCCAGCUCCACAUGUACUGUGGCGGUAGCUCGAUCUCCGCCGAAAUCUUAGCGCGAAUUUACCCGAAUCUCGAGGAGGUGGAUUGUGUGGAGUCGAACUGGCAGUGGGAAGCGCGUUAUGAUCAUGUCGGCCUUUGA
Postia placenta MAD-698-R-SB12 is the source of this 888-nucleotide messenger RNA. RefSeq lists its product as hypothetical. The transcript has a single exon. Lineage: Eukaryota; Fungi; Basidiomycota; Agaricomycetes; Polyporales; Adustoporiaceae. The record is from RefSeq and is a predicted model, not a curated record. The coding region runs from base 1 to 888 and encodes 295 amino acids.